Messenger RNA from Penaeus monodon (black tiger shrimp), 669 nucleotides. RefSeq lists its product as uncharacterized. The record is from RefSeq and is a predicted model, not a curated record. The annotation marks the transcript as partial. NCBI's taxonomy places the organism in Eukaryota, Metazoa, Arthropoda, Malacostraca, Decapoda, Penaeidae. The transcript has a single exon.
GAUCUCAGUGCAAAUGGUAAAGACUCAGUAUUCACUUUCAAUGACAACCUAUAUACACAAAUAGAUGGCGUAGCCAUGGGGUCCCCCUUAGGUCCCACCUAUGCUAAUGCCUUUCUAUGCCACCAUGAAAAAGAAUGGUUAAAUCAAUGCCCUGAGGAGUUCAAACCAAAUUUAUACCGAAGAUACGUGGAUGAUACUUUUCUUCUUUUUAAAAAUUGUUCUCAAGUUGAACGGUUUGUUUCAUAUCUUAAUACUAAACACCCUAAUCUAAAGUUCACAUAUGAAAUUGAACAGAAUUCAAAACUCCCAUUUUUAGACAUCCUCAUAACAAAAGAAAACGGCAGAUUAACAACAUCAGUCUAUAGAAAACCCACAUUUACUGGCUUAGGUAUAAACUACUCAAGUUUUUCCCCAAAGCUGUUUAAACUUAAUAGCAUUACUACAUUAAUCAACAGAGCAUACAGCAUUUGCUCUGACUAUGUUAAAUUUGACAAAGAGAUGAAAUUUUUACUUAAUUACUUCACAGAGAAUUCAUACCCCAGCAAACUGUUUUACAGAAUCCUAAGAAAAUUUCUAAAACAAGAAACUUUCACCGUCUGCACCGGUGUUAUCAGUUGCAAAAGACUCUUGUUAAAAUUACACUUCCAUACCUUGGACAUUAAGUUUUAA